AUGUCUCCUAACUUUUGGUUUGAUGUGAGCUCUGACGAGGAGGUAGAUAUUAAGGAUACACGAGCAGGACAGUCUGAGUCGCCUUGGGAAUUUUCUUCCUACUCGGAGUCUGUUUUAGAGGAACAUGCACGAAAGAAAACCACUUCUAUCGAUACCAAGAUCACCAAAGCACUCCAGGAACGCCCAGUCUCCCUUCCUAAUCCAGACAGCGACAGUGAAUGCGAAGAGGAAGAAUACAAAGAAGAAGCCACCGAUGAGGUUCUUCCAACAGCCGCCAAAGCAAGAAGGAAGGUGAGACAAUCAGCUACGUAUACGCUCGGCCAUUCUUUAGGGCGUCACUGAGGAAAAAAGAUGCCUCAUAUCAGAGUCAAGUGACCUGGAUUGUGUUUUUUCAUGUUAGGGAAAAAAGGACGAACGGUUUUCUCUUCAGAACAAGUGGGCGCUUUAGACUAUUUUCAUGCACGGUAUAAAGGUCUAAUUUACGUUGACUAUUUUCAGGAAAAACACAAAAGUGGGAAAGCAGAUAAUGAAGCUCCAUACAGUUCCCCUUCUGGUUUCUUUGCGUCAUCUGAAGGAGCUUCAUUCAGCGCUAAUUCUUUUCUGGAGCUUAAUCUCUCUCGCCCUUUGCUCAGAGCAUGCGAAUCCUUGGGAUAUCAGAAACCAACACCAAUCCAGGUAUUGAAUUUAUUCUCCAUGAUCAAUUGUCCGUUAUGAUUCAGAAACUUGAUUCAGUGGAAUUGCUGAUGGUCAAUUUUCUGAUGUAGGCUUUUUUUCCCUUUCAUGCUCCUCUAGAAUGUUUCAGAUGAUGAUCUAAUUUCAUGGAACGCUCUAUUGAUAUCCAUUGAAGGAAACUGGCAGUAAAAUCUAUACAAUUCAAUUGAUCUUGACCAAUUUUCACUAGUUGAAUGGCAUCAUGACCGUGACCUUUCAGCAUCAAGAAUAGCUUUGAAAGCUAUGUAAUUAUAUGUGUAAAAAUAAGUAACUAGUGCAACUGUGCUUCUACCUAUUUCCCUCUUUUUUCUAGAUUCUUUUCGUUGUUGUGCUAACUUUGAGGUGUUCUUUCCUGUUGUAUGUGUCCAAACUAUAAUCUAGGGAGCAGUUUGGUCAGUGCGAUACAUACUGCCUUGUUGAGUCUUAGCGUGGCCAGGUUCCCUGUACCAUCUGAUACAUUGUUGACUUCCAUGAGUGACCAGCCUGGAAACUUUAUCUAAUUUGUGUGUUGGACCUGGCAACCUAACGUUUAUUUGAUUAGAUCUAAUGAUGUUAUUGCUGAAAUUGCGUUCCCUAGUGGCUAAAUCCUGUAUCAACUUUAUAGUGGAUAUUAGUUUAACUCAUCUUAAGUGCGAAUAGCUUCUAGUUUGAUAGUCUAUUACUCAAAAGUGGGGAUAGAUGUUAGGAAUAAAAAUGAUGCUUUGAUCCUUACAUGAUAUUUAGUGGUUCCGGCCAUUGUGAAAUGAAGAUAAGUGCAGGGCCGAAUCAGACUUCAUGCUCAGCUAUUUGCGCAGUUUCCCAUCAAUUUCUUUGAGUUUUAUUCCUUGAAAAACGCUCUUGAGGUGGGAGACAGCAUGUUAAACUAAAUCACUGCAUGGGAUGAUAUUCACCGUGCCUAGAAUCCACUGUUUACAGAUAGGACUUCUGGGGUAUUUAAUCCCAUUUGCUCCCCUAGCUUACUUGUCUCAUUUUCAGUGUCAGCCCACCACGAUGCUUUUGCCAGUGAUGUGCUUUCUGAUCUCUAUGCAUUUUACUUGUCGACUGGCAACUCUCUCAGGAACAUGUGCUUAACGUAGUCUCGGCCGCCUGAUUUAUUAUUGUGUCAUUACUGUGCUACAAACCUUGAGUUUUUAGUGUGCUUAAAUUUAAUUUAAUUUAUUCAACUUUAAAUACUUUGAAAAUUAAUGAUUUUUGAAAGGAAACAUUUAUCUUCUUUGGAUUUUAUCUCCUUCGUAGGCAGCUUGCAUACCAUUGGCAUUAACUGGUCGUGAUGUGUGUGGUAGUGCUGUAACGGGAUCUGGAAAGGUAUGGGUGUAAAUAUAUUAUUAUGUAGUGUAAAAAUAUUGUUAUGCACAUUGAUUAAUUGCUGUUCACUAUCUUGUUGAAACUUGGGCUGCCUUAUUAGUCACGAUUUUUUUCAUUUUUCUUAUUUAGACGGCUGCUUUCUCGUUACCUGUCCUGGAGCGUCUUCUUUUUCGCCCUAAACGUGUGCUUGCGAUUCGGGUGCUUAUUCUUACUCCAACUCGGGAGUUAGCAGUACAGUACGUACCUUACUUUUAUGCAAAUACAUCUUGUAUUAAUGUACUUCUAGGUGGUUACUGUCAUGUAGUAAUAAGUGGAUGUUCCAGACAUCCAUAUUCUGUAUAUUGUAAAUAAUUUCUUUUUAUGUUUUGAUCACCUUUUAAAGUUGUUGCAAUGUUUUGGUGUCUUGCUGUUACCCUGCCCCACUAGUUACUUGGAUAGUUGGAAUCCGGUUAGUUGGUUAGAAUGUCAAACCCCGAUCUGAUCUUGAUUGGCCAAUCCAAGCCUUCUUAAACCCUGCCACUCCAGUCAUUCAGGCCAGCUUGGUGUGGUUGGAUUUGUCGUUUUUAUGUCAGGACUGGCUGAUUCAAGGACGAAUUGCCUAGUUUGAGUUUCAUUAAAAGAAAUAUAUCUAUCCAGAAGGGAUCCGAAUCCCUCUCCCUAGAAAAUAAAAUAAAAUCAGGUUGGCGGUUGAUUCCUAUCUGAAUCUGGCACUGCUGGUUCUAAGCACAUCUUCCGUCUCUUGUUAUUUUUCUAGGGACAACUGUAUUGCUUGCGGAACUUUAUUUCCUGCUAAUUUUUUUGUAUAGUUACGUGUUUGUCUUUAGUUUCUACUUAAGAUCUUAAGAAAACGAUGCACAAAGCUGGUAAUAUGAGGUAUAUUCAUACUAAAAAGUGGUAUCUUUCCUCUUCACAGGGUUCAUAGCAUGAUUGAGAAACUUGCGCGGUUUACUGAUAUUCGAUGUUGCCUUAUUGUGGGAGGGCUCUCUAGUAAGGUACGCUAGUGUUCAAAAUUUAUUUUAUUUAAUCUUUUCCAUUUGUUUUUUUAAUGUCAUUUGAUGGUUUCUUUCAUAGUGCAUUUUUUUUGUUUUGUAUGUAGAAAUUUGGAUAGGCUGUUCCAACACAGUGCUCUCAAUGUUGUUAUUGUAUGCCAUAUUUAUUUCUCUACAUUUUUUGUGGUCAUACGUUGUCAUUUUAUAACAGUGUAUUGAAGCUUGAAUAUCCUUCCUGAGUUGUAUCAACCACAUCUGUUGUAUGCUCUCCUUUCAAGAUGAAAUAUUAAACAUUCAAGAGUAUAGCUUUGCAAAUAACCUUUACAAUUUGUAUCCACUCCAUCUGUUAUCCCAUUUCUGUGGUCAUGAAUGAAUGCUUAUAAUUUUUAACAAGUUUUCUUUUCACGCUCUAUUUAAGUUUCGUUCUGCACUUGGAGGGGAUUUUUAUGCAUCCUUAUGGCUUUUCCAUUGGAAAAUUAUGUAAAUAAUGUAUACAUUAUCUCAAGUAACAUGAUCUAUUUUUUCCCUCAGAUACAAGAAACAGCUUUGAGAUCUAUGCCUGAUAUUGUUGUGGCUACUCCUGGUCGGAUAAUAGAUCAUUUACGUAAUACUCAGUCAGUUGGUUUGGAAGAUCUUGCUGUGCUGAUCCUUGAUGAGGCAGAUCGGCUCCUGGAACUUGGAUUUAGUCAGGAAAUCCAAGAACUAGUACUACUUCUUUCCCUAACUACUGUUGCUUUUUUCUAAAUGAUUCUGUUUGUAUUGAUUUGUCUCUAAGAUUUGUACAUCUGUCAGAAAAACACAAAUGCGGCUCAGUGAACUUGGUUGAUCUUAUUACUGAAUUUGACAUGCUGGAAAUUUUAAAAUCCCUCGAAUUAAUCUUGUAUUCAUCAUAAUCCCUGUAAAUAACCAAAUACAGUUAAUGAACUGUUUAUGUCAUAUUGAUAGUAUCUGAGAAGAGAUGACAACAGUUGUUUUGUACUUGCAAGCUCAUGCUUUGGAGAUAGCAUUUGAAUCUGCUUUGCAAGUAUCCACCUUAGUAAAGAAUGCCAUGUACUGAAGUGCUUAGGCUGAUGCCAAUCGUGACAGACAGAAAGUUCUCACUUCCUUUUAUUUUUAUUUUUCAAUAGCAUAUAAAUGUGGUUACAUCUUGGGUUAGUGGCUAUAGAGAAAGCAUCCUAAUGUAGAGGAUUAUGCAGCUCAAUGGUUUUGCUAAAUUAGACGAGGCAAAGUCUAAGGAUGUACAGUGAUACAGUUGGUUAUAGGUGUAUAACGCACGGUGCAGUCUGAAAAUAGUCAACAUGUUUUAAAUUUUAUUUUCUACCUAGACCAUAUUGUCCUCGAUAAGCUAUCAUAUUUGAAGGUAUUCUGUUCAUUUGAUUAUGCUCAGGAGGUAUGUCAGAUCGGCACGUCCUAGGAUAGGAUAACUUUUGUUUUUCAGCUGUACAACGCUGAUUACUCAUUGAACUUCUGUCCUCAUCCCUCUUCCCCAUAAGGGUUUCUCUGAUCCAUGUAUUUUAGACUUCUUAGAACAACGAGUUACCGUUUGGUUCGAUGCAUGAUGAUUCACAGCCUGAGAUUAUUUCUUCGUAGCUUUGGUCUCUCAGAACGCAUUGAGAAUUGGCAGGUACUGUGGUUUAUAUUUUUCUAAGGGAUUGUGUUAUUUAGGAGGAUUGUGGUUGCAAACUCAGAACAUAGUUAUGCAAGUUGAUUCUUGCGCAAACGUUGCUGUAUCAAUCUAAGAAGUUUUCUGAUUUCCUAGUCUUUGUACGGUAUCAAGUUGGUUGCCUUUCUCCAUCUAAAAGCUAUUAGCUAGAAAGAGAGCAUGCGUGCUUUUACCUCUGUUGUAUGAUAAAGUCUUGUUAUUUUUGAAAGUGGGUGAUAUCUUCUGUUAAAAUAGUUUCUUCUCCUGGUCGCUUUCUGUGACCUCUGUUAACUGUUGAAUGUUUACUUUUUUUUUUUUCCAUUAACAUGAUGCUGUGAUGCAGAUUAAGCUCUGUCCCAAGCGUAGGCAAACCAUGCUUUUUUCUGCUACAAUGACCGAGGAAGUUGGGGAACUUGCCAAGCUUUCUCUUACGAAACCUGUACGAUUGGAGGCGGAUCCAUCGACUAAGCGACCUGCCACAUUGACUGAGGAGUAAGCUUAGUUACCUUAGAUAUUGUGUUUCUAAUGGAGCUUUUGUUAUUUACACAAACUUUUGAACCUGUUAAAUUGCUUCCAUCGUAACAUCAUUUCUCCACUGGAAAAUUGAAGUUCCAUUGCCUUUUCUUCAUUAAUGCUUUGAAUAAGGAUGAGUCUCAGUGAAAAAUUCUCUGUUCAAUUUGAAGAAUUCUUCUGUAUUUUAUUGUUAGAGAUCAUGCGCAGUCUGUUGGCUUGAAUCCGACUUAGUGAUGGCCAUGCGUACCAUGAUCUCACCCAAUAACUAUUUAUCUCAGGUACUCUUGUUUCAUUUAGGCAUCACAAUUAGACUCGGACGGGGAUCAGCUAAACAGAAAAACGUGUCCAGAAGGGUGUUAUUUGGGAGAAUAGGUUCUUUGCCCUCCGCACACUGAAAGCUACUAACCGACCUAUGUCUCUCCCACCUGUUACUGGUGAAAAAUGUGGUUCAUCUGCCCCCUAUGGACGAGAAUUUGUGACCUACUUAAAUACUUGUUGUGUGUCAACUUUAGAGUCAGGAUAAAAGUGUCUGCCUUUUCUUAAUGAAGGCCAGAAGUAAUUACAGGAAAGUAGUCCCAAGGUAGAAGUAUGCUCUAUCGUGGUUUCAACUUGAUUUCAGCUACCGUCUGGUUCAAAAGCCCGAACUUCAAUGAAGCAGGGAGAUUUUAGGUUACACUUGAAAAAGGACUUUGAAUUUUUCAAAGUUGUACAAAGUAACAACUGGAAUACUUACUAGGAAGUGAUCUUUAAUGUAUAACUAGAGUUUAAUCAUAGUGAAAAUGGAUGUUUUACGGGGGGGAUGGGGUCCGUGCAAGCUACUCAUUUAUUAACUGGCCGAGGUGCAUUCGUUUCUAAUGGUACAGAUCACCCCGACUCAGCUAUGUUGACAUGAACAGAUUUAUAUCUUCACAUUGGAUGCAAUUUAUCCACUAAAAAUUCUGAUAUUUUGAAAAUUUCAUAUUUAUAUCUGGGUUUUGUCUCACAUAUGGUUUCAUUUGUUUUCUCUUCUUGUUUUUCUCGUAUCAGAAUUGUCACGAAUAUAAUUGAUUUGGUGUUCUUUUGUAACUGUUGUUCGUCAGCAUUCUGUUUCCUUCGUAUUUCUUACUACAUGGUUAAUCUUCUUAGAUUUUAUUUUUCUUUUUAGGCAUAUCCCAAAAUCUAAUCAUCCAUUUAUGUUUUCAUUUUUUUACAAUCGAGCAACUGAUCUGAUAUUUCUUUCCCAUACAGGGUUGUUAGGGUUCGUAGAUCACGAGAAGUAAAUCAGGAGGCUGUUCUCCUAGCCCUUUGCUCCAGGACCUUCACGCACAAAGUUAUUAUUUUCAGGUUUAAUAUUAUAACUUCUUAAAUUAAUACGAAUACAUUCUCGUUCUGAUUUCUUCAUGAACGUACAUUUCUCUUUUAAACGUCGAGUCAAGGUAUUGACUUUUCAGUCAGUGAAGGCUUUUGCAGAAUGGUAAAUAGACCAGUAAAACAUAAAUGCCAUUGACUUUGCUUUCAUUUUACUGAUUGCUGUUAAUUAUUGUCAUGUACGUUACUGUUUAUUUUAUGUUUCUGUUACAUAGGUUCCAUUUUACUGUUCUCUUUAUGUUGUUGUUAUGAAUUUAGUUGUGGACUUACAUUCUUUUACUUUGUUGAGCUCUCACUAAUCCACUUGACAUAUUUAAGUUUGUUUUCCCUUAAUAAUAGAUGAUAUUGAUUGCGCUUAUAUCUGGCUAUAAAUCUGGUAACCGUAGAUUUUCUUAUGUUUAGCGUUUUUUAUGUGAUAUUUUUGUUCUCAACGUACCCACUUUUUCUUUCAGUGGAACAAAAGAGGCCGCACAUAGGUUAAAGAUUAUUUUUGGUCUUGCUGGAUUGAAAGCUGCUGAACUUCAUGGUAAUCUUACCCAAGUCCAACGUCUUGAUGUAAGUAUCAUUUCCAUAUACUCUAAUGGUUCCACCUGUUAUUCCUUUUUUCUUCGAUGAAUAUUGAUGUUGCUUCUCAAUGGAUUUUAUCUUUCUUUCUGUAAAUUUUUACCAGUAGUUUUAAGGCAGCACAAGGUCUCUACGCUCUGGAAUCUAUGAGAAAAGUGGGAAAUUGAAACUCGUUAUCAAUUUGUGCAUUUAACAUUGUGAGAUAUUCUCUCCCGGCCAUUUGAUACCUGGAACUUCAUUUGUUGGAACACAAUCCUCACUUGAGAUGUGAGAGGGUCAUGGACACUGUUAUUCAAAUUUCUUUGGAAAUUUGGGCUACUUACUAAAUGCACAAGGUUUAUCAGUUUUAUUAUGAUUUGUGUCCUAUAGAAUUGUUGGAUAUUAAUCAGUGAUUGCUCUUGGGAACUUUAUAAUGUUUGAUUUGAUUUUGGUCUCAAAGAUAUCCAAUACUGCACUAAUAGUCAUAACAUAUGAUCAUGACUAUAGUGGUUGAGAAGGCUAUAAUAGUCAUAACCUUCGUGUCGUAACCUAUGUUAAUUUGUGGAUGGUCCCUUCAUACUCACUAGUGCUAGUAGUCUACUCUUUAUUGGCUGGUCUGAUGCAUCACCUUGUUUGCUAGGGGUGCCAAUGGGUAGCAGUUGUAGGGACUGGUUCUAAUGCCCUGGUACCAGUCGGGUCGUUCUUGCAAGUAUUGGUCCUACAUCUUAUAUGAUUAGAUUUAUUAAGUUAUCUUGUUCAACUUCUUGUCUUUUUUCUUGGUUCACAAUUUCCUUCAUAGAUGGAAACUGCUGGUGCUGGUUUAGACCUGUGGACCAGGUUGGUCAGCUUCUACGUGUGUUUGCCAGUGGUGAGUGUCAUUUGACGACUCGGAAAGAUUGAUAUCAGAAUGUGGCUGGAUGUGUCUUCUUGUCCUUUUUCUGGCUUGAUCCUUUAACCAACACUGUUCAUCUAAUACUGUUGGCGAACAUUUUAAGUGAGUGCUGGAUGGGGAGAGACGGAAGAUGAAGGUGAUUCUAUACAACGAGCAUAAGUAUUACGGAGCAAAUAAUUGUAGCCUUAGUAGGGCACAACUCUGUUUCAGUGGUUUGAUGGAUGAGGGAUCCAUUAUGCUCAAGCUUUAAUAAUGAGGCCGCUGGGUGGAAUUUCCACGCAGUUGGAGCCUUUCUCCUUUGUCGAUCAUUCAGAUGAACAUGGAUUCGCAGUAGAUGUGUGUAAUUAGGCGCCAGUUUGUGGUAGAUAGAAGAUUAAAUCACUUGAGUUGCUCCUUUUACGGAGGAGAAGGAUUUUUUUCACUAAUCUGAUUGCCUAAAUUCGCUGCGCAAUUCCGGUUCAGUAGCUUCGCAAAUGAGGUAUCCAUUCUUUUAUAGGAAAGGGCCUUUAUUGGGUUUUUAAUAUUUAGGUUCCUGGCUACGAUGCAGCUGCAGUACAUUGUGCAACUCCCAGUGGACUUAAGAUUUAGGUUACUCAUUUUUCGAUAUCUGCAGCUGAUUUGGAAAUUUUUCUUAUCCUGGAAUAGAAUGCAAGGUAUUUUGUCUGUUCUUCUGUGAAAAGACCUGGAAACUGUGGGGCCUUGUUGUAUUUUCCCUAAGCAAUGCUAUGAUGUGCUGGUAUAGAGGCGUUGGCAGAAGGCUACAAAUUUAGAUUGCAGUGUCAAAUUUAUAUUGUACGGUACAGUGUUGGUGGGGGAUAGUUCAUAUGUCUAAAAGUCUAAUUUUCGUGGCACUCUUUACUUUGGAAAUUGACAAAGAGCCUCGAAACAAGAUUGAGCCGAUAACUCUCAGGGCCAAUUACUAAAAGGUUCAUCCCUAGAUUGAUGGGAUGAUGAAUGAAUGACAAUUGUGUUUUUGAACAUCUUUAUAGACAUCUUGGUUCUAUUCUCAUCAAUCCAGUUAAUUUUAGUAUCUUUGCUGACUCACCGUGUGUUUAUUUAACAGAUCCUGGAAUUUUAGGUAAUUAUCUCAUUUUAAUUAACUUUCAUUUGGCAAUUUAGAUUUUGCGUAUAAUGGUCAGAUGUUACCUUAACCUGGUGAACUUCCAUCUUUUCCGCACGUGAAAAGACUGAUGAGUGCAUAUUGGUUCCGAACGAUGCAUCUUGAAGUUAGUUAUGGCAGAUGUUGUUUUAGCUUAUCUUGUAGGAAUGGCUUUAUGCGUACAAUUCUGCUGUUUAUAGGAAAGAAAGAAAAUUUAUUGUCAGUUCAUUUCCGUUUUAAGGUAAUCUUUCUUUUUGUUUUCCUUUUGAUGUUGUUUCUUGGUUCUGUCUCUAGGCUUUGGAACUUUUCAGAAAGCAAGAAGUGGAUUUUCUCAUUGCAACUGACGUUGCUGCUCGUGUGAGUUUCAUAUUUCCAGGGAAUUUGUGUCAUCAAUUACCUCUAAACUCAAGUGUUGUUUCCAUAGUCAUCUGACCGUUUCUUUUUCUACAUCGGUUCUAUUUACAUAGGGACUUGAUAUAAUUGGGGUUCAGACGGUGAUCAACUUUGUGUGCCCACGCGAUAUCACCAGGUAAAUUUGAUUCCUUCUUAAUUUUGUUGACGUUUUUCUAUGAUUACUACUGUUGAAAUUGAUGUUAUUCUGGGUUGAAUUGAGUUGAUGUUUUCAAGCUAGGUUUUACACGUCUGUAACUUUAUUUAAUGUCUUCUGUCCUCAAGUACUUCGAGCUAUAGUUGUCUUUUUAUUUGUUAAAAUCCGCUAACUAUGACUAAGAUUACUAUGACUUAUCUUCUUCGUCUAUUGACUUUCGAAUGAUUUUCAUUUCUAAAAUCUGUUCAUCCAUUACAAGUAGAUCAUGCUCUAAUUAUAGAUAUGGUGAUUGGUUCUUAAACACUAAUGCUUAUUGUAUCUAACAGCUGAAAAUGGCUGUUUUGAUCUUUUCCUUUCAUUUUGUUUUUUCUCAUUAAAUUUACACUUUACCUAAUUAGAUGUACAUUAUCUCCUGUCUGAUUAGCACAUCUUUUUGUGGUGUCGUAAUCUACUGAAUUGUCUCUUUAGAAUUUGAACUAUAUGUACCUGCCUGUAAGUUUAAAAGCUCCAGUUAGUGCAUUUUUAAUGCGUACAUUAUUAGAAAGCUCAUGCUCAUGACUUGGUCUUGAAUUAUUACUUAUCCCCUCUGCUAAUUUGCAGUUAUGUUCAUCGUGUUGGUCUUGAAUUAUUACUUAUCCCCUCUGCUAAUUUGCAGUUAUGUUCAUCGUGUUGGUCGAACUGCAAGAGCUGGAAGAGAGGGCCAUGCUGUUACAUUUGUUACUGACAAUGAUCGUUCUCUUCUGAAGGCCAUUGUGAGAACAUCUAUUAUUUAAAUUGGUUCCAUCAUUUUUUUAUGCGAGAGAAAUGCCAUCAAUGAAGUAGGUUGAUAUUAAGUUACAAGCUUGCUUGUCAUGGUUGUUGACUUUGGCGUUAUACUCGAGAAAUGUAGUUUAAAAAUAAAGAUGAAAUUAUCCUUUUUUUAUUAUGAUUUGCGUAUCAAAUAUUUGACAUAACGGGGGUCUACGUACCAGGCAAAGAGAGCAGGCUCACAGCUGAAGAGUCGAAUUGUAGCAGAGAAUUCUAUAGCAGAAUGGUGUCGAGCAAUUGAAGAAAUGGAAGACCGAGUCUCCGCAGUCCUUCAAGAAGAAAGGUUCAUUUGAGUUCUACAUGAAGAUGCUUUUCGCUUUUAUGCACCUCAACAUAAUCAUUUCCUAAUGUUGCAGGGAGGAGAGGGCCCUAAGAAAAGCUGAAAUGGAAGCAACUAAGGUUUCUUCUUUAGCUUUAAAACUGUUUAAUGAUUUUCACUCAUUUUAAGUGUGUAUUAGAUAAAUUAUAGACGGGGUAUUUAAAUUUAAGCGUUGCUACCCUUGACAUUUCUGGUGUAUAUUGCCGCCCUCUUUGUAAUUUUCUUGUGUUGAUUAACAGGCGGAAAAUAUGAUCAAUCACAAAGAUGAGAUUUACUCCCGUCCAAAAAAAACCUGGUUUAUGACAGAAACAGAGAAGAGACGUAUAGCCGAUGCUGCAAAAGUAAGCUGUUGAAUCCGUAAUGAAUUUUUUGUAGGUUUUUUAAAGUUAUUUUGAAUUUUAUUCUUAUCUUUUAUUGGCUUACUUCCUACUGUCUCUUCUUUUGCUAUAUCCUAACUGUUUAAGAUUUUUCUAGCCAUGAAUAUAUAAUUGAAAAAAAUGUGAAGAAUGGGAAAUAUAAAUAAAGGAAAUUUGAAAAUACUUCUUUCUCACGAAUUCCGUUGGCUGAUGGCUCUUGGAAUCCAAGGAUUGGUUAAAGGGCGAUGAAAUGCAGUAUGCAUGAUGCCCAGGUUUUGACAUUGUAUUCUAGAGAAGGGGAGCACACCAUACGUAAAACAUGCCCUGCCUACUGCUGCCUAUUUGUCCUGUGCUUCUUUGAGGAACAUGCAUGAAUGGAAAAUUUUCCACUGAUAUGAACAAUAUUAACUAUGACGAGAUGCCCAUUGGAAUGGCUUUGAAAGUCAAGAAUUGAAUGCUAUAACGAUUAUAACAUCAUUAUUUCAACAAUAUUUUUAUUGUUUUUACAAUAAAACCGGUAUUCUUUGUCCUCUCUUCUAAACAAUAUUUCUGACUCUGACUUUUUUUUUCCUCCAGCAAGCUUCCAUUCAGAAAAACCAAAAUGGAAUGAAGCAGGUGAUCAGUGCUGAACACGCAGAUGAAAUAAAAAAGAAGGAAAAGAGGCAGAGGGAGCGUGAGGUUUGCCUUCUAUUCUUUUUCACAUAUUUGUUUUUUUUUUUGGGUCGGCGGAGGGCAGGGGGGGUAGGUGAGGUAUCAGGUAUCAGGAAAAGUAAACAACUUUGUGUGUAGAAAAGAAAGUUGACAUUUCUCUUAAAUAUUUUUGUGCUGUUUAGAAAAACUUGCCACGAAAAAAGCGCCGAAAGUUGGAGGCUGCUAGGGAGACAUUGGACGACGAUGAUGACGAUGAUGGUGGGGCUGACCAUAAGAAACAGGUUUGUGCUUAUGUUGAAAAGUGAUGAUUGUGCUCGUCUUCCCAAUGAAACUGUAGCAUGCGAAAUUGCAAUGAGAGAAUUAAUUCAGAUGGUGCUCCAAGUAUAUUGUGCGCUGUAUUUUGUUCUAAUACAGCGGAAUUUGACAAAAUUGCAGGUUUCAGGAAAUGACAAGAAAGAGAACUCGGGUAAAUUACUAAUGGAUGUAGCUAAACGGAGAGCGAAGUCAAUCAAAGCCAGAAUGAAGGCGCGAGAUUCCGGGAAACCUCUGAAGAAAAUUAGGGAGACGCAAAAUUUUACGUCCAAGAGAAAUCAAACUAGAAAAGACGAAAUGCUUGAGCUAUUCCAAAACGACAUGAGUGAAAGCAAGCAAAGACAGGCCUCGACUAAAAGCAAGUCAGCAUUGUUUAAGAAAAAAUCUAAGAGUUCGUUCAAAAGCAAAUCAAGGUAUGCUUUUCUUUGCUUAAGAUUGUUUCCUGCAAAAUAUUAAGUCAUCUGUUUUCCAUCUUGUUUGGAUGAACCAAAAUAGUUUGUGUAGAGUUGGAUCUAACUGUUGGGUAGGUAAGCGUCCUGCAGCAAGAGCAGUACUAUACCCACAAUGAUUGGCCAUACAAUCGCUGUUUAUAUCAAAGAAUUAAAUAUUAUACUAGCGUCAAUGAAUUUAGUAUCAUGAAAACUUUUUGUAAUGCUCAAUUUCAGAUUUUACGAGUAGACUUGUACAAGACUUUUCCUAUGUUACCUUGCUUAGGAUUAUGAAGUAGACCAUAAAAAAAUUAUAUCUCGCGACUUAAUACAUUCCUAAACAUGUAGGUUUUCCAUGCAGAGAAUCAAACCAUUGCUUUGUGACACUGAUCCAUGCAAGGCUGCUCAGACCGAACAAAUCUUUUAUUCGGUGGUUGACUUUUGUGUGGUUAUGAUGAUGCCUUUCAAAUUUAAAGUUCAGGAUUUGCUUGUGUUAUCUAUCUUGUGUGAUUGGUUUCCUUCUCCCCUUUUAAAUGGGACAGUUGGUCUGGGGCUAGGAUUGUACGUGACUAGUCAGAGAUCCAUUAGAGUAUUCACAGAAGCCUGAAGGAUAUAAUUCUUGUGUCGAGCAGGGAUUUUUGUUCAUAGACCCUUCUCCUACGUGUAUUAUUGAUGGAUACCAAUUACCACCCUAGCUUUGAAUCAAUGUCUUCAUUUUUCUUUAACCCUGGAAAUUAGAAAAACUGCUAUUUUUACCUCCUACCGUUGACCAUUGACUUAACUGCGCCAUUGGACUUUAUGAUCUUGAGAACCGGGUAUCAUGGAUCCGAGAACUAUGAUUUGACAAUGGUUUAUGGCUUUUGAAGUUAAGAUGAUUCUUUCGCACUUUCCGGCAGGUAAAUCCAGUGGGGCGUCCAAAACUGAUAGGCCCACCCACCAGUUAGGACUGAGAUACAGUCACUUGCUUAGUACUGCCAACUUUAAUGGAAUCACUCCCAGAUGACUUUGGUCGUGUGUUUUUUUAUUUAUCUGUUGGCAUAUGCCUGGAGUGUUCUUGUGGGAAACUAGUUGACUUUUUUAUAAACCACCCAAAUGGAAUGAUCUUCCGGGCAGCUCUUUGACAUAAUGGAACACAACGCAAUCGAGUCUGUAAUUAAUAUUACCUGUGGAUGGGAUUUACUAGGUUAUUUACUGGUUCAGUCUAAUUGUUCUUCUUAUUCUCUCUGAAUCAAGUAAAUAAAUACUUGGCUGUGGACUUGAGAAUUCCCUUUAAUAAUAUUAUCCCACUUGGGAGCAUAUGUGGUGAAUCUCUGACUCUACUCGAACCCAUAUGCAGGUACAAGCGCAGGUAA
Molecule: messenger RNA, 13813 nt
Organism: Spirodela intermedia
Lineage: Eukaryota; Viridiplantae; Streptophyta; Magnoliopsida; Alismatales; Araceae
Source: the annotation of a GenBank genome assembly